Molecule: messenger RNA, 4616 nt
Organism: Salarias fasciatus (jewelled blenny)
Lineage: Eukaryota; Metazoa; Chordata; Actinopteri; Blenniiformes; Blenniidae
Gene: tbc1d9b
Product: TBC1 domain family member 9b
Exons: 22
Coding region: 187-3906 (1239 amino acids)
Molecular function (GO): calcium ion binding
Source: RefSeq, a predicted model, not a curated record
GUGAUGCGGAGUCAUCAGACUGGGAGAAAACAACAACAACGGCGGAUCGAUGUUUUCGUGAAGUAGACCGAGCCCGAGCAUCUUUUCCCGGCGGAGGGCGAGCCUCGGCCUGCACCGGCGACCCCCCCAGCCCGCUGACACACCGGCGUUCGUCCCGGCGGAGGGAGGGAGGGACGGAGGGCAGAGAUGUGGAUCCAGCCGGAGGAGGUGCUGCUAGCCGGAGCUCUGUGGGUCUCCGAGCGGGCCAACCCGUUCUUCGUCCUUCAGAGGAGGAGGGGGCACGGCCGAGGAGGGGGGCUCUCCGGUCUCCUUGUGGGGACUCUGGAUGUGGUUCUGGACUCCAGUGCUCGGGUGGCUCCGUACAGGAUCCUGCUGCAGACUGCUGACUCUCAGAUCUACUGGAACAUCGCCUGUGGCUCGUCCAGGAAGGAGAUCACAGAACACUGGGACUGGCUGGAGUCCAACCUGCUGCAGACCAUCAGCAUCUUCGAUAAUGAUGAGGACAUCACCACCUUCGUCAAAGGAAAGAUCUCUGGCAUCAUCGCCGAGGAGAACCGGCUGAAGCAGGACGAGGAGCAGGAGGAGGACAGCGGCAAGUUUCGGGAGGCAGAGCUGAAAAUGAGGAAGCUGUUCGGGAUGCCCAACGAGGAGAAGCUGGUGAAUUAUUACUCCUGCAGUUACUGGAAAGGCCGAGUGCCGCGGCAGGGCUGGCUCUACCUGUCCGUCAACCACCUGUGCUUCUACUCCUUUCUGCUCGGCAAGGAGGUGACCUUGGUGGUGCCGUGGACCGAGGUCACCCAGCUGGAGAAGAACGCCACGCUGCUGUUCCCCGAGAGCGUCCGCGUCAGCACCCGGCACACGGAGCACUUCUUCUCCGUCUUCCUCAACAUCAACGACACCUUCAAGCUGAUGGAACAGCUGGCCAACAUCGCCAUGCGCCAGCUGCUCGACAACGAGGCGUUCCUGGCCGACCGCUCGCUGCCGAAGCCCUGCAAGACGCUGAAGAACGUGUCCGCGCUCAAACGGGAUUUCGACGCUCGCGCGAAGAACGAGCGUUACCGAGCCAUGUUCCGGCUGACGCAGGACGAGCGGCUGGACGGACACACGGACUGCACGCUGUGGACGCCGUUCGCUAAGAUGCAUGUGGUGGGACAGCUUUUCAUCUCCAACAACUACAUCUGCUUCAACAGCAGAGAGGAGGAUCUGUGUCAGCUCAUCAUCCCCCUGAGAGAGGUGUCCAUCGUGGAGAAGGCGGACAGCAGCAGCGUCUUGCCGUGUCCCGUCUCCAUCAGCACCAAGAACAAGAUGAACUUCCUGUUCGCCAACCUCAAAGACCGAGACUUCCUGGUGCAGCGCAUCUCCGACUUCCUGCAGCGGACACCUGACAGCUGGACGAGCGACGUCAGUCCUCUGGCUCUGAUCGGUCAUUCGGUCUGUAACUCCGAACCCUGUUUUUGUUUAUUUUUCCUGAUUCCUCCUCUGACCUACUCAAGUCCUCGUCAUUUGUCUUUUCAGGCAUCGUCCUCCGCUGGAGGUGCCGAGUCUUCCCAAAAGGAACGCCACUACCACCCAGGUCUGCCCACAGCCAGCCAGGGUCUCCUGCAGCUUUACCACCAGGACACUGCCGAGGACCUGGGGCCCAAAGCUAUGAAGGAGAAGAUGAAGGAGGAGUCAUGGAACAUCCAUUUCUCAGAGUUCGGUCGAGGGGUCUGCAUGUACCGAACCUCCAGGACCAGAGACCUGGUCCUCAAUGGGAUCCCAGAACGUCUGCGAGGGGAACUCUGGCUGCUGUUCUCAGGUGCACAGAACGAGAUGGCGUCCCACCCCGGAUACUAUGGCGACCUGGUGGAGCAGGCCAUGGGGCUGUGCUCGCUGGCUACAGAGGAGAUCGAGCGUGACCUCCACCGCUCGAUGCCCGAGCACCGAGCCUUUCAGAAUGAAAUGGGCAUCGCCGCUCUGCGCCGCGUCCUCACCGCUUAUGCUCACCGUAACCCGGGAAUCGGAUACUGCCAGGCCAUGAACAUCGUCACCUCCGUCCUGCUGCUCUACUGCACCGAGGAGGAGGCCUUCUGGCUGCUGGUGGCGCUGUGUGAGCGCAUGCUGCCCGACUACUACAACACUCGGGUCGUGGGAGCUCUGGUGGAUCAGGGGGUGUUUGAGGACCUGACUCGGGCCUUCCUCCCCCUGCUAUACGAACACAUGCAGGAUCUGGGCGUCAUCUCCACCAUCAGCUUGUCGUGGUUCCUCACCCUGUUCCUCUCCGUGAUGCCCUUCGACAGCGCCGUUUUACUGGUCGACUGUUUCUUCUACGAGGGCAUCAAGGUCAUCUUCCAGGUGGCGCUGGCUGUCCUCCAUGACAACAUGGAUGCCUUGCUGUCAUGCAACGAUGAGGGGGAAGCCAUGACAAUCCUGGGCAGGUACUUGGAUAAUGUUGUGAAUAAACAGACGGUAUCUCCGCCCAUCCCUCACCUCCACGCCCUGCUGACGAGCGGAGAUGAACCCCCGCCUGAAAUCGACGUGUUCGACCUCAUUAAGUCCUCCUACGAGAGGUUCGGCAGCUUGCGCUCCGACGUCAUUGAGCAGAUGAGGUUCAAGCAGAGGUUAAAGGUCAUCCAGUCCCUGGAGGACACAGCUAAGAGGAGUGUGGUGAGGGCAAUGAUGACCGAGUCGGCGUUCAGCAUCGAGGAGCUGGAGGAGCUGUACUGUCUCUUUAAGUCCCAGCACAUGACCAGCUGCUACUGGGGCUCCACCAGCUCGGCGGCCGAGCGCCACGACCCCAGCCUGCCGUACCUGGAGCAGUACCGGAUCGACCCGCUCCAGUUUUCGCAGCUCUACGCAGCGCUCGCUCCCUGGACCUGCGGAGGCCACACCUCCACGCUGUCGGCACGCCUCUUCAGGCUACUGGACCAGAAUCAGGACGGGCUGGUUAACUUCAAGGAGUUCAUCACCGGGCUGAGUGGGAUGUAUCAUGGAGACAUGACCGAGAAACUCAAGCUGCUGUACAAGCUUCACCUCCCGCCAGCUUUGAGUCCAGAAGAGGCGGAGUCUGCUCUGGAGGCAGCACAGUUCUUCACUGAAGACGAGCCAAAAGAAUCUUCUUUUCCGUCUGAUCGAGACACUUUGCGGCAGCAGGAAGUGACCUCAGGUGCAGCCGAGGAAGGGAAGGAAGGAGGAGAGAGCGAGGAGAAGAAAGAGGUGAAGGACUACAGGUACUACCUGAGGAUGUGGGCCAAAGAGAACGAGCCGAAAAAAGAGACGAUCAAAGACCUGCCCAGGAUGAACCAGGAGCAGUUCAUCGAGCUGUGUAAGACCCUGUACAACCUGUUCGGCGAGGAGCCUCUGGAGCAGGAGCUCUAUCACUCCAUCGCCACGGUGGCCAGCCUGCUGCUGCGCAUCGGAGAGGUCGGCAAGAAGUUCACCAACGGCGGCAAGAAGACCGAGACCGCCGCACCGGCGCCCCCUCCCGCUCAGACCGCCUCCGUCAGCCCCCUGGGGGAAGACGAGCCGGCCGAGGGGGCGUCCGCCGAGGCUCAGAUGUGCCGAGCUCUGGCCGACGCCCAACUGGAGCCGGGCGCUCCGCAGACGUCCGACGAGGAGAUCAAGGACGACACGUCGGUCUCGUCGUACUCCAUGGUGAGCUCGGGCUCGCUGCCCUGCGAGGACAUCACCGACGAGGCCGUGCUGGUGGGCGGCAGCGAGCAGAGGCGGGGCAGCGUGCUGGACGUGGAUUGGUCCAUCACCUUCGAGCAGGUUCUGGCCUCGCUGCUGACCGAGCCGCCGCUCGUCGACUUCUUCGAGAGGAAGAUGGACAUCCAGGCCAAGAUGGCGGCCUGCAAAGCUCAGCGGGCGGUGGAGCGCCAGACAAGCUCCACCUCCGACCACGAAUUAACCCAGCAUUCCACCUGAUCACACGAGCACCGCCGCACAACCCCACCAAUCACGUGUGUGUGUUACGAUAACCGAGCUGGUGAUGUGACGCUACAGUCAGAUGAGGAUCAGUCCAUGACGCUGAUUGGCUGAUUGGUUCUGCAGAGGUAUUGAUCUGACAUGACGGAUGAACUCGGGUUUAUCGACGCGCUCUUGUCAGACUGAAGUCCGUCUCAGGGUUUCACCCUUUCCUGUGACCUCUGUGGGACCAAACAGCCUCUUCAGUCUCCUCAAAAACACUCAUUUAUAUAAACACAUCAAAGGUUUCACCUUUCCAAUACGUUUAAUUUGAUCAUUAACGAUUUAAAAAAAUGAAUAGAUUUCAUUCCUUUUUAACAAUUAAUUUUAGUAGGAGCAAAACACUAUAUAUGGUCAGCUUAUGUCAGGACGUUGAACUGUAAUAAAAGCAUUAAAUCGACAUCUUAUACGUGAACAGAGAAUCUGUUUUCAUUGAUUUGAAGGAAAACUUCAGAAAUAUAAAUAUGACUGAAAUCAGCAUAUCCAGUGUUAAAUGUUCCAGAUAUUUCCACUGUUUUACAAUGUUUUACAAGCCUUAUUUGGGUUUUUUUCUGAUGCCUGUUUUUGAAGACAUCCUCCCUGUUUAUAUGUUGUAACACUGGUGUCACGGUGUUUGUUUUAAAGCCCUUACAUCCAUCAGUUACUGUUCUAAUAAAUACUUCUUCUGUGGA